This is a messenger RNA of Oncorhynchus mykiss (rainbow trout), 5462 nucleotides long. The record is from RefSeq and is a predicted model, not a curated record. NCBI's taxonomy places the organism in Eukaryota, Metazoa, Chordata, Actinopteri, Salmoniformes, Salmonidae.
UGCUGUCAGACCCAUAACCAAUCGAAUUUCAAACCCCACCCAUGAAUACCGCUAUGCUGAACAUGUCAAAGGCCAGUGCGUCAAUGUCCUCCGUUUCGGGGAACCAUAUUUAAUUUCAUGUGUAUCAGUUAGCCUAAUGGCGUCAUUUCUCCGAGGUUAGGCUACCGGAAUUGCGUCAUGAAUAUUCAAAUUCGGUUUCAUUCAGUGGAUCCCGGACUCGAACUCUCCUCAACGCCGACAGAAGGUCAAAGUGAUCAGGCAAACUUGUCAAUGAGGAUUGUUGCAGCUGUUUAGCAAGUCUAGCAGCGCGUGCAGCCAGCGCUGAAUGGAAUUGCUUUUUGCUGGACAAAUGGGAAAGGCAUUGUGGCUGACCAAAAACUAUACUAAAGACAACAGAGUGUCCUGAGAGUGUUUCCACCAGUAACGAGUUGGAAAGAAGACCAGCAUUGACAAGCAAUGCACAAGCAUUGAUCAGGCUCAAGAGUCAUAUUGUAGCGGUCAUGUUUUCAGGAGAGUCAGCAGCCCCUUCUGGAGGAGGACGCAGACCCAGGCUCCAUAAAGACCAGGGGAGGCAGGCAGAAUGUCCUGCCCCAGACCCAGCUGCGACACUGUCUGAGCAACUCCUCGUCCUGGAGAUUCUCCUUGAAUAGAAGCCUUCAUACUGGAGACACUGAGACGGAUCGCGACUCUGGAUCCCCUCGGCAGGAAGAGUAUGACAGCACCACCAGGAGAAGGCAGCCUUAGUCCAGCCGAGACAGUAUUGAUUGCAUGGCAGUUUCUUCUCACAGCCUCAUAACCAGCCUCUAAUGCCUCUGUUUAACCUGCCUGACCAGUCUAACCUGGUUUAGCUUGUCUAACCUGGUUUAGCUUGUCUAACCUGGUUUAGCCUGCCGGACCUGUCUAACCUGGUUUAACCUGUCUGACCUGCCUGACCAGUCUAACCUGGUUUAGCCUGUCUAACCUGGUUUAGCCUGCCUGACCUGUCUAACCUGGUUUAGUCUGCCUGACCUGUCUAACCUGGUUUAACCUGUCUGACCUGCCUAACCUGGUUUAGCUUGUCUAACCUGGUUUAGCCUGCCUAACCUGUCUAACUUGGUUUAGCCUGCCUGACCUGUCUAACCUGGUUUAACCUGUCUGACCUGCCUGACCUGGUUUAGCGUGCCUGUGGAAACUCCAGGUGUAGCAGAGCCCAAUGGGAUGAGAUGGGGAGCAUCUAUCUCUCUUCCUGUCUAAAGACUUUCAUUGGCUUCAUAACAGCAGGUAACUGCCUCAAAGCCAUAUAGGCUCUCGCUAUCUCUGGUCAUCCUCUCACUAGUCCCAUGAGCAGUAACCCUACGGAAGACAACCCAGGUAAUGCUGCCAGCCAGGACACACCCAGGUAAUGCUGCCAGCCAGGACACCCACAGGUAAUGCUGCCAAUCAGGACACCCCCAGGUAAUGCUGCCAGCCAGGACACCCCCAGGUAAUGCUGCCAGCCAGGACACCCCCGGGUAAUGCUGCCAGCCAGGACACCCCCGGGUAAUGCUGCCAGCCAGGACACCCCCGGGUAAUGCUGCCAGCCAGGACACCCCCAGGUAAUGCUGCCAGCCAGGACACCCCCAGGUAAUGCUGCCAGCCAGGACACCCCCAGGUAAUGCUGCCAGUCAGGACAGACAAUUAGUCGAUGUUCUGGUUGGUGUGGUGAGGGUGGUAGACCCUUUGUCAUGACCAUUUGUCAUGAUGAUAUUUUAUCAAGGAGAUAUUGGAUAUUAUUAUUAUUUUAAAUUUUUUAUAUUUGGUCGUUUUACACAGAAGAAGCAGUAGCCUAAAUUCAGAACCAGGUUCGCUGUGUGUGGAAAAAGGGGGUGGAGAGGAGGGACCAUGGGGCCAUCACGGACCUCCCUCCCGUCCGUUACCAUGACAACAGCCAUGGAUGGGGGAGCCACAUGUGGAGGGAGGAGAGGAGAUCAGUACAGGUGUUGAUGUGGUUUCCGCGUGGCUUUAUUCAGCCUUGCUGUGAUGACUGUAGGUUACUGGACAUGGAUAGCUGCGGUCAGAACACCUACGCAAUCUCACCAUAGUUUCCCAUUGUAUUCGGAAACCUUGCUUUUCGGGAAUACGAAGUGUAUAAUUUAAUUUUACGGUGGAAAUAAUUAUCAACAACCAAACGGUACUAUGGUGCAUCACUCGGGAUCCACACAGUCCUUCAAGCAGCAAAACGGCAUGCACACAAGCAUCAGUGAGAUCUUGAAGGAGAAGACGCUGAAGCCGUCGCGUCGCAGUCUGCCCUGCCUGGCUCAGAACCAGAUACACCCACAGAGCCUCAGCCACGUUCUGUCCAUGCCCUGCACCCCCGACGACAAGCCCCAGACACCGCCUGAGCUCCAGGACCAGACACGUGCCCAGCUCCAGACCCAGCAGGUCGACCCCUGGUUACAGCACCAGGCCCAGGGAAAGGACCACCGUCAGCUCCAAGCCCAGACCCAGCCUCUGACCCACAGUCACAGCACCUCCUGCACUCUCAUCCCCUCAAAGACAGAAGCUGCGAAGGACCACUAUGGGGAGGAGUCAGAUGCUGUGAUGGACCACUAUGGGGAGGAGUCAGAAGCUGUGAAGUUCCACUAUGGGGAGGAGUCAGAAGCUGUGAAGGACAACUAUGGGGAGGAGUCAGAAGCUAGUGCGUACAAGGCAGGAAGGACAGACGAGUCGUUUCUCAUUCAGAAACCUGCCAUCCGAGCCAAAUUAGAGGCACGAGCAGAUUCGCUUCAGGGGACCAACCCCGGGCAGCCGUCCGGUCUGAUGUUCAGAGAUGGGAAGAAGCGUAUCGAUUACAUCCUGGUCUAUAGGAAGUCCAGUCCUCUGGUGGAAAAGAGAGUCACCUUUGAGAGGAACCUGAGAGCUGAGGGGCUGAUGCUGGAGAAAGUGCCGUCUCUGACCGACACCGACAUCCUGUUUGUGAAGAUCCAUGUUCCCUGGGACACACUCUGUAAAUACGCUGAGCAGAUGAAUAUCAGGAUGCCAUUCAGGAAAAAAAUGUACUUUACGGAUUGGAAGAGCAAAGUUAUGGGCAGCCGGUUUCAUCUGAGGUGUCGUCAGAUAAAGAGUUGGUUACCCAGCAACCCCAUGAAGCUGGACAAAGAGGCCUUACCUGAUCUAGAGGAGACAGACUGCUAUACAGCCCCCUUCAGCAGGGCACGCAUGCACCAUUUUACCAUCAACAACAGACAGACGUUCUUCUCCAACUCCACCAGAAGCAGAAUAGUCCACCAUGUUCUCCAACGCACCAAGUAUGAGGACGGGAAGUCUAAGAUGGGUAUCAACAGGUUAUUGGGCAAUGGAACAUAUGAGGCGGCAUUUCCUCCACACGAGGGUGGCUAUAGGAGUCGACACCCUAUUAAUACCCACGGUGCCCAGAACCACAGACACCUGCUGUACGAGAGGUGGGCUCGCUGGGGCAUGUGGUACAAGUACCAACCCCUCGACCUUAUCAGGCGUUACUUUGGGGAGAAGAUUGGGCUGUACUUUGCCUGGUUGGGCUGGUACACUGGCAUGCUGAUCCCUGCAGCUCUGGUGGGUCUCUUCGUCUUCCUCUACGGACUCCUUACUAUGGACACUAGUCAAGUCAGUAAAGAGAUCUGUGAGGCCAACACAACAAUCAUGUGUCCCAUGUGUGAGCAGAACUGCAAACCCUGGAAACUCAGUGACAGCUGUGUCUAUGCUAAGGUGACCCAUCUCUUUGACAAUGGAGGAACUGUGUUCUUUGCUAUCUUCAUGGCUAUAUGGGCCACGGUGUUCCUGGAGUUCUGGAAGAGGAGGAGGGCGGAGCUGACGUAUGACUGGGACCUCAUCGACUGGGAGGAGGAAGAGGAGAAUCUGCGUCCCCAGUUCGAAGCCAAGUACUCCAGGUUAGAGAGAGUAAACCAUAUCUCUGGCAAGCCAGAGCCUUUCCAGCCCUUCACUGACAAACUCAGCAGACUCAUGAUCUCUGUGUCUGGCAUCUUCUUCAUGAUUUCUCUGGUCCUGACAGCGGUGUUUGCGGUGGUCGUGUUCCGACUGAUUGCCAUGGAGAAGUUUGCAUCGAUCGACUGGGAGUUUGUCAAGAAGAACUGGCAGUUUGCCACCUCUGGAACGGGAGUCUGUAUCAACUUCAUGAUCAUCAUGUCUCUGAAUGUGGUAUAUGAAAAGGUGGCUUACCUUCUCACCAAUUUAGAACACCCACGGACUGAGUCAGAAUGGGAGAACAGUUUUGCUCUCAAGAUGUUUCUCUUCCAGUUUGUAAACUUGAACAGCUCUACGUUCUACAUCGCUUUCUUCCUUGGAAGGUUCGCCGGCAGACCAGGGAAAUAUAACAAACUUUUCAAUAGAUGGAGACUGGAGGAGUGCCACCCCAGUGGCUGUCUGAUCGAUCUGUGUCUACAAAUGGGAGUCAUCAUGGUACUGAAACAGAUCUGGAACAACUUCAUGGAGCUGGGUUAUCCUCUGCUUCAGAACUGGUGGUCUCGCAGGAAAAUGAAGCAGACAGAGAGUAAGGAGAGGACAGGAGGGGGACAGAAUGUGGAGAACAAAGUACAGCUUCCUCAGUGGGACAAAGACUGGAACCUGCAGCCCAUGAACGCCCACGGACUGGUGGAUGAGUACCUGGAGAUGGUUCUCCAGUUUGGUUUCAUCACCAUCUUCGUAGCUGCGUUCCCGUUGGCUCCUCUCCUGGCUCUGCUCAACAACGUCAUUGAGAUCCGUCUGGAUGCCUACAAGUUUGUCACUCAGUGGAGGAGGCCCAUGCCUGCCAGAGCCACAGACAUAGGUAUCUGGCACGGUAUCCUGGAGGGGAUCGGCGUGCUGUCUGUCAUCACCAACGCCUUCGUCAUCGCCAUCACCUCCGACUACAUCCCCCGCUUCGUCUACGCGUUCAAAUACGGACCCUGUGUGGACAAGAGAUACCGUCAGGACGAAUGUCUGCGAGGCUACAUGAACAGCAGUCUGUCUGUGUUCGACAUGGGCGAACGCUGGAACGUGAGUGAGGAGCAGAGUAGAUACUGCAGGUACAGAGACUACAGAGCCUCUCCCUGGAGCCCAGUACCAUACGACUUCACUCUGCAGUUCUGGCACGUCCUGGCUGCAAGACUAGCCUUCAUCAUCGUCUUCGAGCACCUGGUGUUCGGAGUCAAGUCGUUCAUCGCGUACCUGAUCCCGGACAUGCCCAAGAGUCUGUGUGAUCGCAUGCGCAGGGAGAAGUACCUGACGCAGGAGAUGAUGUAUGAAGCAGAGUUGGAGCACCUGCAGGAGGAGAAGAAGAAGAACGGCAGGAGAUAUCACCACGAGUGGCCUUAGUGUCAGUCAUGUUACGUUCCCCUGUACUACAGUACCUCGUCGGCAUACCUACAGCAUAUACAGUACACUAACAUACUCUCUCUCACACACCAACACACCAACACACACACAUACACCCACACACACACACACCAACACACACACCAACAUACACA